GCACACUUACCCAUCUCGCAAACAGACUCGCCGUCGCGUGCCCGCCGGGUCAAUCAAUUCUCCGCGUUUAUGUUGUGGUCGUAGUGGCGUUGGUCUUCUCCAAGUGCGUUGCCGCUACGCAAGACUGCGUCCUUUACAUUAGAAAAGCUAGCCAUAGUCAGACUUCACCAGACUCGUAUACUGCUGACUCUCUGAUUCUUGGCGCAUUUCGUGUAGUACGGCAAAGCAGUGAAUACUUCAUUGAUAACAAAUUCGGCAAUAGACUGAGUGAGUUCCUGCUGACCAUAUACGGGUCGAAGAUCUUCGUAUUCAAAAUACGAUAGAAGCAAAGUAUGUCACGAGGAGGUCGAGGUCCCCCUGACAUCCAUGGAAUGGUGUCCCUUAAAGUGGAUAACCUAACUUAUCGGACAACGAUCGAAGACCUUAAACGUGUAUUUAGAAAAUAUGGCGAUGUAGGAGACGUUUAUAUCCCACGAAAUCCGCGCAAUAAUGAGUCGCGAGGCUUUGCCUUCGUAAGGUUUUACGACCGGCGAGAUGCCGAAGAGGCGAUGGAUUGUCUGGAUGGAUACAGAUUGGACGGUCGCGAGCUCCGUAUCGCUAUGGCCAAGUACGCACGGCCGGGUGGUCGCGGCGGCCGCGAGAGGUCUCGUUCAAGGGAUCGCCGCAGUCGGCGGCGAAGCCGAACACGUUCCCGCUCUCGCGACAGACGUUCCCGCUCGCGUUCGCACCGGCGCCGAUCGCGUUCGGAUUCUCGUAAGCGUUCCACGUCAAAGGACGAUGAUCGUAACGACCGCAGAUCGCGAUCGAAAGAAAGAGACCGUUCAUCUCGAGACAAGUCCCGCGAUCGUUCAAGGUCAGGCGACAGAGAUCGAAACAGGUCACGAUCAAAGGAUCGAGACGCCUCCGCCGACAGGGAGCGCGAUGAUCGGUCACACUCUCGAGAAGCGUCAAGGGAUCGGGAUGACACAUCGCCCACCCGUGACACGGACCGGGAUAAUCGAUCUAGGGACCGCGAUGAUGAAUCACGGGAAAGAGAUCGGGACGAUUCCAGAGAAAGAAGCAGGUCACCCAUUGAUAGACAGGGACAGCGGGAUUCGGAGGAGCGUAAUGGUGACGCUGGCGACGAUGACGACGAAGACCAUAGCCGAUCUCCUGAGGGCUCUCGUGACGACAGAGACGAUUGAAAUCCGCGAAGAAGUCCAAAGCAUUCGAAUAUAUUAUAUUCUGAUGACGACCAAAAAAUGAGGGCAAAACCCGGACAUCCGUAAGACGGAAAAGGAAAAUUUAAGGAGGGCUGUAAUGAACGGGUGUGAAUUGAAAUGAGAUAAUAUCAAGCUGACACGUUGCGAAAUCAAAGAAAAAGCGGCCAGCACGGUAUGGUAUUCAAAAGAAAGCAAGAAGCUGGUGCUGACGCGUUGUCGACAGCAUGGCAGAGUAAUGGAAAGAGACAGCGGGAGACGUGUCAGUGAAUGAAAACGGAACGACCGAUUUGAAGAUGAGAUCAGUUUGCCUCACAGUGAUCUCAAAAUGUGCAGAUUUCUCGACCGUAAUCGUUCACUGAUAGUUUCAAGCAUACAAGCUUCUUGGACAGAAGUGCCGUAAAUGGCAUUGCCGUGGUGUUUCGGUGGUGUUGGUGGUGCAAGCGUACGCGGCGCCGAGGUGCGUGACGUGGUGAAGCCUACGAAAAAGCGCGGAGAGAGGCCAGCUCAGCCUGAAAAUUAUAUGGUGGCGAUUGUGGUCGUGGUAUCGUGGUGGUGAUGAAAGCGCGGUGUGCUUGCUGCUUGGCGAAAAAGAAAGCUGAUCUUGGUGAGCUGUUUGCGCACAGCCUGCGCCUGGCACAGCUGGCCCUGUUGAGUUCUGCCGUGAUAAGCGUGGACGCCCGCCACUGCAAUUUACGGCGUCCUGUUGACCUGACCAGCUGACUGAAUGAGCUGCUGCCGAACCGCGGACGUAGUACUGCGGGUUCACAGUGUUCGAAAGCGAAGAAACCUGCGACUUCACUACGGCGUGUGAAGCUGCCGAUACUGCUGUUGCUGUGUUCGCGUCUGCGAAGGUGGCUAGGGCGUAGUGGCGUCGUCCACCAGUUUAUCCAUCGCUGGUGCCAGUUAGUUCCAGAGGGAUGGGUCUGUAAUCAUCCUUGCCGAUAAGACAACGUGCCGUUCACUUGCCAAAUUUGGCUUGGCGGGGAUUAAACGAUGGGAGAUAUCUUACCUUUUUUGAGAAAAAGGUCAACAGUACAGGCGGAUGUCCAUCUUUAAUAUGCAUAGAAUUGUUACUCUCUGUGCUUUUAAGACAGUCCGCUUCCGUGGUUAACUUAAAGCAUGAGAAUUUCGGAGACAAAUAGAUCUAGACGUAAACACAUUUUGUUGACGCGGUGGACAAUCCAGUAUAAGUCGAAGCUCAUUAGGAAGACGUAUUCAGCAAAUAGCAAGGAAUUCACAGGUAGCUGAGUGAAGAAUAUGUUGCAAUCGCCUAGUUUUUCGAGAUCGAGAUGGCGAAGAUGCUGCGGCUGUUAGUCUUGUCAGGUGGUAUCUAUCUACCUGCCAUCCUGUGUGUUCGAGAAGGUGCACCGCCACACCGAAACGCGCGCAGUUUGUGAUUUUUAACUCAGUAAUUCUAGCUGCCAGCAUCGUUCCUGUCUGUACCCGUUGGAACCGACUCGGAUUUGAGCGACUGUCACAGUUGUUCUGGUUUGUUCAUCAGUGAACUCGAUAAGCGAAAAAUCGAGAGCGGGAGUAUUUAUAGAUGAAAAAGGCCUUAUUCUCUCUCUAGAAACUUUGAUCGCGCCAGCAUUAUAAACGAAGUAGUGUUUUUUGUGAUUUUGCACGGGUUAACGUUAUAGCGGUAUUUGACUACGAGAUUUGUGCAUUUGUUCUAGCUUUUUUUUCUGUCCCACGGUAUUCCUGCCUUUGAAAUGAAAAAAAAAGCUUUGGCCAUUUCAAAGGCCUGCAAUGACUUGUCUUUUGUGUUUCUUAUUAUUCUAGUACGACAUUUUGUAGUCCAUUAGAGCCUAAAAAACGUUGCGUACGUUGGCCUGACCUUGACAGGCGAGAACGUCUUGAUUGAAUUUCUCACGCUUUUUUAU
This is a messenger RNA of Varroa destructor (honeybee mite), 3085 nucleotides long. RefSeq lists its product as uncharacterized. Gene Ontology annotation, molecular function: RNA binding. The record is from RefSeq and is a predicted model, not a curated record. Lineage: Eukaryota; Metazoa; Arthropoda; Arachnida; Mesostigmata; Varroidae.